Molecule: messenger RNA, 4070 nt
Organism: Megalops cyprinoides (Indo-Pacific tarpon)
Lineage: Eukaryota; Metazoa; Chordata; Actinopteri; Elopiformes; Megalopidae
Gene: pdia5
Product: protein disulfide isomerase family A, member 5
Exons: 17
Coding region: 5-1591 (528 amino acids)
Biological process (GO): protein folding
Cellular component (GO): endoplasmic reticulum
Molecular function (GO): protein disulfide isomerase activity
Source: RefSeq, a predicted model, not a curated record
CAUCAUGGCUACUUGGAACCGCUGCGGGAGUGAGAUGAGGGGACAUAAAAUGUACCUAAUCGUUUUGUUGGUUUGGGCGGCCUCUGUGCUGCAGGCGGUGAAAGUGUCCCCUCUGAUAGAGAGCGUCAGUGACCACAAGGAUUUCAAAAAGCUCCUCAGGACCAGGACCAACGUCCUCAUCCUCUACACAAAGUCGGCCACGUCUGGGGCCGCCCAGCUGAAGCUGCUAUCGGAGGUGGCCCAGGCUGUGAAAGGACAGGGGACCAUCGCCUGGGUCAACUGUGGGGAUUCGGAAGGACGGAAAUUAUGUAAGAAAAUGAAGGUGGACCCUGGUUCGAAAAAGGGCGGAGCUGAGAUGCUGCAUUAUAAAGAUGGCACCUUCCAUAUAGAAUAUGACCGGCCAUUGACAUUUAAGUCCAUGGUUGCAUUCUUAAAGGACCCAACAGGGGCACCUUUGUGGGAGGAGAACCCAGAGGCCAAAGAUGUCGUGCACAUCGAGAGCGAGAAGGACUUCCGGAAGCUUCUGAAGAAGGAGGAGCGUCCUGUCCUCAUGAUGUUCUACGCCCCAUGGUGUGGUGUUUGCAAGAGAAUGCAGCCUAUUUUCCAGCAAGCGGCCACAGAGAUGAAGGGUAAAUACGUUCUGGCAGGGAUGAACGUGCACCCGGCUGAAUUUGACGGACUCAAGCAGGAGUACAAUGUCAAGGGCUACCCGACCUUCUGCUACUUCGAGAAGGGGAAGUUCCUGCACCAUUAUGAGAACUAUGGAGCCACGGCCCAGGAUAUCGUCGACUGGAUGAAAAACCCCCAACCCCCCCAGCCCAAAACUCCAGAGGUGCCCUGGUCUGAGACGGACUCCGCCGUGUUCCACCUGACGGACGACACCUUCGACCGCUUCCUGGAGGAACACCCCUCCGCCCUGGUCAUGUUCUACGCCCCGUGGUGCGGCCACUGUAAGAAGAUGAAGCCGGAGUACGACGAGGCGGCGGAGAUCCUCAACAAGGACAAAGACAGCCCGGGCGUGCUGGCCGCCGUGGACGCCACCGUGCACAAGGCCGUCGGGGACCGCUUCAAAAUCUCGGGCUUCCCCACCGUGAAGUACUUCGAGAAGGGCGAGGAGAAGUACACUCUCCCCCACCUGAGGAGCAAGGACAAGAUCAUCGAGUGGCUGCAGAACCCACAGGCUCCUCCUCCCCCGGAGCAGUCGUGGGAAGAGAAGCCCUCCAGCGUCAGCCACCUGGGAGCGGAGGACUUCCGGGAGGCACUGAAGAAGAAGAAGCAUGCGCUCGUCAUGUUCUACGCCCCCUGGUGUCCCCACUGCAAGAAUGCUGUCCCCCACUUCACAGCAGCAGCGGAGCUCUUCAAAGAAGACCGUAAGAUUGCGUACGCCGCCGUGGACUGCACCAAAGGACAGAACCACGAGCUGUGUAAACAGGAGGGCGUGGAGGGCUACCCCACCUUCAACUACUACAACUACGGCAAGUUCGCCGAGAAGUACAAUGGAGAGCGAGGGGAGGCGGGAUUCACCGGCUUCAUGCGCAGCCUGAGGGGGCGUGACCAGGAGAAGGUUGGCAAGAGGAAGGAGGAGCUUUAACACGGGGGCGUGGCAGUUGUCCAGAGAGGGAGGAGCCUGCUGAUGCACUGUGACCCAGGCAGGGCCCCCUUCAGUACUGGAGCCAGAGACUUCCCAACCUCAGCUAAAGACACUCUUUUUAUACAGCAGUGCAGUUUGUAAAACCUUUUCUUAUAUCAUCUGACCACUCAAGACUUCUUUCCCCCCUUUUAAACAUUUUGAGCAGACAGAAAAUGAAAUUUUUUUUCCCCUUUUCCCCCCCAAAAAAAAUACUGUGACUGCAGUCUGAAAGCAACACCUUUUUAUCUAUGCAAUAACAGUUCCCUCCCUUUGGUUUUGACAGUUGGCGGCUUUUAGUGGCAGCGGCAUGUAAUGAAGGUGGUUUUCGUUUGUUUUUGCAUGUGCCGUCCUGAGCCGAUUCUGCUGUAUUUGAGAUGGGGGGAGGGUCACCACCCCCUGUCUGGAGUGCCCUUCCAUUUCUGUGAAGAGGAAUACAAAAUAUAUAUAUAGCUGUAUGUUCAAAUACUGAGAUAUUUUUGUAUGGAAAAAAAGAAAAACAAUUUAGGUCUUGAUAUCAACAAAAAGAACAAAGCAAACCCAUAGCUCCUGACCCCAAACUGUGGCCUUAAAUGUGUGUGGAAGCUACUUGUUCAGAGGUGUACAGUGUACAGCGUGACAGUGUCAGUGUCAGUGCUCCCAGGCCAAACACAAUCAGUGGUGAACAGUGGUGUGUCAAAACUGGUGUCUUCUUUUUCUUCCACUUUUUUUUUUUUUUUUGAAAAAAAAAUGUAAUGAAAAUGAACAAGAAAUGCCAAAAAGUAAACAAAAUGUUUUGAAAAGUUGAAUGGUGUCAUAUAAAUUCCAACACUGAGGCCAGCAAAGUAGGGAAUUCCUUGCUCUUACCCUUGUUAAAAGUUCCUUUUCAAUAGCUGUGAAGGAUUUUGGCAGUUUUUGCCAUAUGCCUCAUGUUUAAGAACACUACAGGGGCAGAAUACCUAGUGUUAAAAUGGAACUACCUUUCAAUGCAAGCUGUUACCAUAACGAUGCAUAGGCCUCCUAUUGCAGUGCAUCAUCCUGCAGACUAACAGCCUUCAACACAAAUGCAUUUCAUUCCUCUCUACACAGAUUACUGCCUGACAGCCCGGUUCACGCAGGUUAACAUAACUCAGUGACGUGCAGACACUGACUACGUUUACAUGCUCACACUAUUCCGGAUAAUGGUCCUUACCCUGGUUACGGUCAUAAUCUCAAUAAGAUGUUUACAUGAGCUAUGAUAUACGACAGACAAGAUUCCUGUAUACAUGAUAAUCAGAGUAUCCUGGAUAAGCCCUGUAAAGGACAGGCAUGAAUUUUCCCGCUAGUUAUCUUAUUUGGGAGAACAGCUGAGGAGAUGCUUGCUUUUCUGCCUUUCCAUACACACUUGUUUUGUUAGCACUUUUGCAAAAUAGCUUAUUGUGAACAAUUGUCUCUCUCUCGCUGCAAAAAUGUGAGCUUUUUUUUUUGUUUGCUGUGACAGCUAGUUAGCGAGUGAAUUAUGACCCAAGAUUCCUCGCAAAACAUUGAACAUGCACAAAAGCAAGCUUACAGGACAAAUAUUCCAAAUGAGGUGUUUACAUGGCUCAGUAUUCCAUUAAAUAGGAAUAUUCCUAUUAAAUAUUAUUUGGGUUUGUAAUAAUUGGAAUGCUGGCCUAUUCGGGUUAAAUAUAUCGAAAUAAGGUGUUUACAUGACUCAUGUGACAGUUGGAAUACUUGAAUAUUUGGGUUAACAUCGGAAUACUAACAUGCACGUAAAUGUAGUCACUGAUCAAUUUCUGUACAUGCAAAUCAACAUAUCUCCUCACACCGCUGUGUGAAAUACAUUGCAGAUACACUGAAUAUCUGUUGUCGGUCUCCCAGUAGUACUGCGGUUCAGAGUCAGGGGUGCGAACAUCGACCACACUUGUCCAGGGGGAGGCAGGGGACACUGGAGUGAUACAGUCUUGCUUUUGUUUAAAGGUGGUUUAGACUGUACUCUGAGAAUACACAGUGGAACGAAGCAGUCCCUCCCGUCUGCAGCAGUACAUUGGGGACACAGCAAACUGAAGCUUACUUACGAAACUACACAGCGCUCUCAGACGUCUGUAAUGGCGGGACCACAGUGGGCAGAAGAGUCCUGUUAGUGCGGUGUAUACUCUCUUUCAGUUCAGGUUGCACAGCGUACCAAGUACAUGAUCAAUCCUUAAGAGUCUGACAUCCUAUACAGAGGUCUGACCACUGCUAUCCUUUCAGUGUUGUGUGUGUGAGAGAGAGAGAGAGAGACCCAGAGCCAAAUUUGGGAGUCUGGUUAUCAGAGGCAUUGUCAUUAUCUCGUUGCUAACUUUGAUGCUGUGCGUUCGUAACUCCCAGUUUUAUCCGGGAUGAAUAUUUAAAGGCCUAUCUGUAGCUGCACUUGUCUUUUAUUAUUCAGGAGCUCCGUUUUGUUCAUUAUGAAUAAGGAUCUCAGGGACCGUGAAAUUUAAGG